Molecule: messenger RNA, 1738 nt
Organism: Spodoptera littoralis (African cotton leafworm)
Lineage: Eukaryota; Metazoa; Arthropoda; Insecta; Lepidoptera; Noctuidae
Source: the annotation of a GenBank genome assembly
ACAGGUGCUGGGCUCUGACACAGAAUGGCACUUUGCGCACCGCGGCCUGCCACAUGCGCGCCCGCGCCGCUCCAUCGCACACACGCGCAUGCUCAAGCAACACCCACUUGUUCACACAGCAGUACAACAGACCGGUUUUAAGAGAGUAAAGAGGGGAUUUCGUCCCUUAAGGCUACCGGAACCUGCGCCAGCGCCCGCUGCUGAACCCCGUGACCCCUAUUUCCCCUUACAAUGGUACUUGAAGAAUACGGGACAAAAUGGGGGGAAGCCUAAACUGGAUUUGAACGUUGAAGCCGCCUGGGCUCAAGGGUAUACGGGGGUGAAUGUUACAACUGCUAUAAUGGAUGAUGGUGUCGAUUACAUGCAUCCAGAUUUGAAGUAUAAUUAUAACGCAGAGGCUUCAUAUGACUUCAGCAGCAACGAUCCGUUUCCCUAUCCCAGAUAUACGGACGACUGGUUUAACAGUCACGGCACGCGAUGUGCAGGGGAGGUUGCAGCAGCGAGAGACAACGGUGUGUGCGGCGUCGGAGUGGCGUACCACUCCAAAGUUGCUGGAAUAAGAAUGUUGGACCAGCCCUACAUGACGGAUUUGAUCGAAGCGAACUCUAUGGGGCACGAGCCCCAUAAGAUUCACAUCUACAGCGCUUCCUGGGGGCCUACGGAUGAUGGCAGGACGGUUGAUGGACCCCGUAAUGCUACCAUGAGGGCUAUUGUACGAGGAGUGAAUGAGGGUCGUAACGGUCUGGGCAACAUCUACGUGUGGGCGAGCGGUGAUGGCGGUGAGGAUGACGACUGCAACUGCGAUGGUUAUGCAGCUUCCAUGUGGACCGUUUCUAUCAACAGUGCCAUAAACGACGGCCAGAACGCCCACUAUGAUGAAUCCUGCUCAUCAACGCUGGCGAGUACAUUCAGUAAUGGCGCCCGAGAUCCCAGCACUGGAGUGGCAACUACCGACCUCUAUGGAAAAUGUACUGCAACUCACUCGGGCACGUCAGCCGCUGCGCCUGAAGCUGCCGGAGUUUUUGCGCUUGCUCUGCAUGCUAACCCCAGUUUAACGUGGCGAGACAUCCAACACUUGACUGUUUUGACAUCAAAGCGGAAUUCUCUUUAUGAUGCCAAGGGCCGUUUCCACUGGACCAUGAAUGGCGUAGGACUGGAGUUCAACCAUCUCUUUGGAUUUGGUGUGUUAGAUGCGGGCGCCAUGACAGCACUGGCUGCCAACUGGCGAUCAGUGCCACCACGGUACCAUUGCGAGGCUGGAUCUGUUAAUACACAUACCGAAAUCCCCUCAGAAGGUCUCCUGACCUUGAAGAUUGAUACGACAGCAUGUGCUGGAACACCGAGCGAGGUGCGCUACUUGGAGCACGUGCAGGCCGUCGUCAGCGCCAACGCCAGCAGACGCGGGGACCUUGAACUCUUCCUUACUAGUCCAAUGGGCACCAGAUCAAUGAUUCUGAGCAGGCGUGCGAAUGAUGAUGACUCCCGUGAUGGUUUUACCAAAUGGCCGUUCAUGACCACACACACCUGGGGUGAAUACCCUCAGGGCACCUGGAUCUUAGAGGCACGUUACAAUGGUGGUCCAAACAGCAACUCAGGUGACUGGUCAGGGUUCUUCAGAGGCUGGUCCCUAGUGCUUCACGGUACUAGGGCACCCCCAUACGCCCAACUCCAGCCCCAGGACCCCCACUCGAAGCUUGCCGUCGUCAAGAAGGCGCACGAAGACAACGCGAUCAACUAA